Brassica napus (rape) is the source of this 1977-nucleotide messenger RNA. RefSeq lists its product as uncharacterized. Gene Ontology annotation, molecular function: deSUMOylase activity. Lineage: Eukaryota; Viridiplantae; Streptophyta; Magnoliopsida; Brassicales; Brassicaceae. The transcript has 7 exons. Gene Ontology annotation, biological process: protein desumoylation. Bases 1 to 1977 code for a protein of 658 amino acids. Gene Ontology annotation, cellular component: nucleus. The record is from RefSeq and is a predicted model, not a curated record.
AUGGGGUCGUAUCCAUGGGGUCGGACUGCAUACGAAGUUCUCAUUGAUUCUAUUAAAACGUUGGCUCCAGAAGGAGGGUCAUACACAAUAAGCGGCAUGACCGUCGCGUUAUUGAUUUGGGCAUAUGAAUCCUUCGCCUGCUUCGAAAUCAAAGAGCAUGGCGAGGUGCGUGUGAGGAGAAUGGUGUUGAAGGACUCAAUUGAAGAGAUGUUUCCUAAAUGGUCGGGUGAACCUGACGACCCACAACUCGGUAAUGCGCAGGGGAAGAGGAAUGAGAAGAAGAAGAAAAUGAAGGGUGGAGUUUCGUCAGAAGCUGAGCCACCCACUAAGAAGCAGAAGAAAGUUAAGACACAGAAUGAGUCUGAAGCUACUGCAGCGGGAAAGGGUUCUAGCGAGAAGGAAGGUAGCAAAGAUUUGGAGUUGGAGAACAAAGUGACUCUAACGACCAUUGUGAGUACUUUGGAUAAUAUUUCCAAGAAAUUUGAGCAGUUUGACUCACGGUUGGAAGCUUACGAGUUAGACCGGAACAAACCAUUGAUGGACCAAAAGACCAUUGAUGACAGGGUGAAAGCUUUACUGGAGGAGCAUCUGAAAGUUCUGGGAGUUGGGAAAAUUCCCGAAAACAAUGAUAACCCCUCUCCACCAUCAGCAGAUAAAGCUUUAUCGUUCGCAUCACCACGGGUUACAACGCAGCAGAACUCUGUCAAUAGUCCAGCGUUAGCUGCGACUCCUGGUAAGGUUUUUGGACCGAAAAAGAAUUUGGCGAAGGAGCUUGAUAAGGAAUCAGGGGUGAAAUGGACUUUGGCUGAGGAGUUUGGUAGUGUCGCUAAAGCUACUGAUCUUGAUAGUCAACAUAUUGAUUUCGUAUUAGUUUCUCCUUCAAAGGCUACUAAGGAUGAUAAGGAUGCUAAGGUUCCAGACUAUGGACGCGGCUGCAGGGGAAAGCGUACUGUUAAGGGUGAGGAAGCCGAUGAGAAGAAAAAAGCAGCACAGGCAGAUGCUGCGUUUAAGAGGAAGGAGAAGGCUGAGGCUAAGAAAAAAGCGGCUGAGGUUAAGAAAAAAGAUGCUGAGGCUAAGAAAAAAGAGGCUGAAGCUAAGAAAAAAGAGGCUGAGGUUGUUCGGGAAGAGAACGAAUUUGCGCCGGAGUCUGAUGUCGAGAAUCAGGAAGUGAUUAGAUCUGCCGUAGAUGGAACGACGUGCAUGAGGAAGAAUGUUACUCCUUCAUCAGUAAUAUAUGACCCUCUAGCACCUGUUGAUCUGGUGCUAUUGGAAAAACUGAUGCAACACAUUAAGGGAAUUCCACCCAAACCACCAGCACCAGCAGAUAAACCAGCAGUCCUCUCCGCUGUUCAUGAGGGUGACUUCUACAGCAUACUCAUCCAUGAAAGACCGUGGCCGGAAAAGGAAUAUGGAUGGGUGUUUGAUAAUUUCAAGAUAAAACCUAGUAUGUUCAAUAUCAAAGGCAAUGGUUAUAAAGAUAUGUUAAAGGGUAAGCUUCCCGAUCACUAUCCAACAAACUUGAAGUGGUAUGAAGAUGUGGAUCACUUGUACGGAUGUCUUCAAACCGGCGGAAAUCACUGGGUUGCGUAUCAUGUGGAUCUGAAGAAGGAGAAGAUUGAUUGCUACGAUCCAAUCUUUGGAGAGGCAACACCCAAAAGUGAGCGGAGAAUUCUAAAUUCAUUUAAACCGCUGACGCACAUGAUUCUGUAUAUGUUGAGUGAUCAUAUUCCUGCCAAUAUCCGAGCCCCUGUUAAGAAGAAGUUCUCAUUCAGAAGAAGGAGCAAAAGAUACACUCCACAAAACACCCAGAUUGGCGACUGUGGGGUGUAUUUGUUGAAGUUUGUGGAGUGUCUAGCGCUUGGUGUAACGUUUGAUGGGAUAAACGAUAAAAAUAUUCAAGGCUUACGGAUGAAGAUGGCAGCAGAGAUCCUAGAUGAAGGAGUAAAUUUUGUGAUGAGCAAUUUGCUGGCUAAUUGA